AUGCUGUCGGUCCGGACGCUGAUAUUGCGCUCCUCUCGCGGCGCGUUGUUGGCGUCGCAGCGCCUACACUCUCUUCAGCAUGUAGCUGCCGCGUGUGCACAUCCACUUGCGUUUCUUACGUCGUCUAAUUCUCUUUCCAACCGCCGCAAUUGCUCGUCAUCGGGCCAGUCCAAGUCCACUGACGCUCUCCACGCCGCUGCCGCCGCUGAGAAGCCCGCACUUACAGUCGAACAGAUCCUGAACCAUGUAUCCAUCAUGGAGCAGUGGACAUGCAGUGGUUGUGGCAUUGAACUGCAGUACAAGGAGCCCAAACAGGUCGGAUACUUCCCCAAGCAGCUGCUGAGCAAUGUACAGGACCUCAAGGAGCUCAAGCGGCUGCGCUGCGAGCGCUGCUUCCAGAUGACACAAUACGGCAAGAUAUCAGACACCAAGAUGCCGUAUCAGGAGUACGAGCGACGCGUCAUGGAGCUGCGCAGCAAGGACAUGCUCAUGAUCCAGCUGGUGGACAUCCUCGACAUUUCCGGCAGUCUGUUACCCAAGGCGCGUCACAUCUUCGGCAAGAAGCCUGUCAUGCUCGUGGUCAACAAAGGAGAUCUGGUGCCCACCAAGUCGGGUAUCAGAAGACUUAUGAGGAGGAUUAAGCAGGAGGCCAAGGAUGCAGGGAUUGACAACCUGAUCUCCAUCUACUUAAUCAGUGCCAUGAAGCGUAUUGGAAUGAAGGAGAUCGUGGAAGAUGUAGCCAAGUACCGGCAAAACCGCGAUAUCUGCGUGGUGGGCGCUGCGAAUGUAGGCAAGUCGACGUUCCUCAACUCGUUCCUGUCUCACUUAGUAGACCGCAAGUGGCAGCACAACCAUCGCAAGUACAUGAAGAUGUCGGAGGUGCAGUUAUCCGAGUUGGAGGACGAUGAGACGGCGACGAUGCUGAACAUUGAUGACGAAUUAUUGGCCGAAGCCAAGGCUGAACGGGAAAAGGAAGCAGCAAUGGAAGGUGAACAAACCGUCAAAACUCCACACGGUGAGCUGUACGUUGCCCCAGGCGAAGACCCGGAAAUGAUCGAGACCAGUUCUGAGGAAGAUCGCGAGAUGACCACGUCGCCUCUGCCCGGUACGACCCUGGCCGUCCAGUAUCUGCCUGUUAUGGUACGCAACGAGGUAUUCAACAUCCUCGACACUCCUGGUUUGAUCACGGACUCAAAGCGACAGAAGCUCGUAGAAGUCCUUGCUCUGGAUGGUGCCGCCAAGCUCAAGAACGUGUUCCCGACCAAGCAGCUACCAGUUACAACGUAUCGCGUUCGUCCCGGUCGAAGCUUGUUCCUUGGGGCUCUUGCCCGCUUCGACUACGAGACUCUCGGAAAGGAUAGCGACAAGAAUUUCCUGCUCUUGUCAUGGUACGGCGUGCUGCCUGGACACCUCACCAGCACGGAACGUGCCGAAGAUACGUUUGUGAAGCACGCUGGUGGCAUCCUCUCACCGCCUCGUGGACUGGAUGCUAUGAGCUUUACCGGUCCACUUACGCUGUCCCAGAACGUCUACUUGAAGGACUAUAUGCUCGACAGUGUGCUGACCAAGUCCAAGCACAAGAAGCCCAAGCGUACGACCGUAGUGGAGCUGGAAGUGCCAGGCUUCGGGUGGCUAUCCGUCACAGCCGUAGACCUGGACGGCACGGCAGCGUCUCAGAAGACGCUAAACCAGGGCAAGAUCUCCGUCCACACGUGCCGUGGGCUCUCUGUCGUGCCGCGUGCGCCGCUCUUCCCGUACGAACUGUCAGACUCGAAGAGUGCGACUUGGAAGCGCUAA
Molecule: messenger RNA, 1797 nt
Organism: Phytophthora nicotianae INRA-310
Lineage: Eukaryota; Oomycota; Peronosporomycetes; Peronosporales; Peronosporaceae
Exons: 4
Coding region: 1-1797 (598 amino acids)
Source: RefSeq, a predicted model, not a curated record